Molecule: messenger RNA, 1814 nt
Organism: Plutella xylostella (diamondback moth)
Lineage: Eukaryota; Metazoa; Arthropoda; Insecta; Lepidoptera; Plutellidae
Gene: CycY
Product: cyclin Y
Biological process (GO): regulation of cyclin-dependent protein serine/threonine kinase activity
Molecular function (GO): protein kinase binding
Source: RefSeq, a predicted model, not a curated record
AUGACACUUCGUCAUUGUAGUUACCAAUAACGGAUGGGGGAAUAAAAAAAAAUACUGUCAAAAGUAAAAGCCGAUUUUGAUGAUGGAUUUUUUAGAUGUUCUACAAAAAUGUGUUUAAAUAAAUAGAAGCUGUUUUACAUAAUGAGACAAGAACCUUUUAUGUCUUUUGUGGAUCGGCACAUUUACGUGCUACGAGAGGAAUGAACGCUUUGUUUUAAUAUCAUGUCAAGGUGAUUAUUGUGCAAUCUAUAAUAAUGGGCAACCAGAACAGUUGCUGUUGCUACCGCAGCCCGUCGCCCAUCAGGAAGGACGUGGUGAAGCUGGACGAGUACCCGGCGGAGGGCGAGGCCAGCUCCAACAACAUCCAGCACAUCAGCGAGCGCGAGCCCGACGACGGCGACCUCGACCCCUCGCAGGACCCCAUCGCCGGCACCAUCUUCAUGGAGAGAUCCAAACAGUCCCUAGAAAAUGGCAUGACCAGAAAGAGGAGCCAACAUCAAAUAGCUGAUAACAAACUCAAGAAAAGCAGUUCCUGUUCCACUAUUUACUUAGAUGAUAGUACUGUGUCACAGCCCAACUUAAAAAAUACAGUCAAGUGUGUUGCGUUGGCCAUCUACUAUCACAUUAAAAACAGGACUUCUGAAAGAAGACUUGACAUAUUUGAUGAGAAGCUUCAUCCUCUCAGUAAGGAAGGAGUCAAUGAUGACUAUGAUAGAUAUAAUCCUGAGCACAAACAAAUCUACAAGUUUGUGAGGACUCUGUUCAAUGCUGCACAGCUAACUGCCGAGUGUGCUAUCAUCACUUUGGUAUAUUUAGAGAGGUUACUCAUAUGUGCAGAGUUGGACAUAGCUCCAUCUAAUUGGAAGAGGAUAGUGCUGGGCGCCAUCUUGCUGGCUAGCAAAGUGUGGGACGACCAGGCUGUGUGGAAUGUGGAUUACUGCCAAAUCUUAAAAGACAUCACAGUGGAAGACAUGAAUGAACUGGAGAGACAGUUUCUAGAGAUGUUGCAGUUUAACAUCAAUGUACCAUCCAGUGUAUAUGCUAAGUAUUACUUUGACUUGCGCACUUUAGCUGAGGCGAAUGACCUGGCAUUCCCCAGUGAGCCACUGAGCAAGGAACGGGCACAAAAGUUGGAAGCAAUGUCUCGAGUUAUGGAAGAUAAGAUUGCAGCUGAGGUUCUUAAAAAUGGAAUAAAGAAAUGGUCUAGCUUGGAUAAUGUCAAUUCAGGCGCUGGGGUGAGACGAAGUGUCGCCAUAUUGUCUUAAUCUCUUAGUCAUAUGAUCAUGAUUGCGAAGGCUAAAUGCAAAAAGACAUGCUUGCACAUUCAUGUGUUUUAUUAGUAUUUCUCAAUAUUGCACUUUCAUUUUAUUUUGCUCCUUCUUGUUUUAAUAAUCUGGUAAGUCUAUUCAUAAUCAUUGCAAUGUUAGUAGUUCUAAAGGAUUCAUUUGAAUUUAAUGUAAUCACUAUUUUAAAUCAUAUUUCAUAAAAGGUGCUGUAUUCUGUAGUGAUUACUAUUUUAUAGUUCACCAAUCAUGUAUUGAAGUAAGAAAUUCCACAUUAUCAUUAGAUAAUUUGAAGAAAUAACAUUAGUCACCACUUCAUAACUUGAUACAGUAUAAUAAUUAUGUUUUAACAAAAAGACUUAAAGGAGGUCCAAUUUAUUUUUUCAGUAUAAAGCAAACUUACAAUUUAUUUUCUUUUUAAGACUAUCUUUGUAGUAACUAUUUGGCUUACAAGUAUUUUCAUUUUAAAAACUUAGUUUAGUACAUAGCAGCACUAACUAAAUAGGUUGCUUCCAAAAGUAUGCUACUUAG